GCAAACUAACCAGACUUAUCCUGUUGACUUUGGCAUAUAUGAACAGACCCUUAUGGAGUGGCAUCCAACAUCCUGAUUGCAUCAGUAGAAUAAUUGAAACUAUACUGUUUGGAUUAAGAACAUUUUACUUCUUGCAUUUUCACAUAACUGACGUCUCCAGUGUAGGAAAUAUCCACUGAAAGUUUUGAAGUUCAACAAUCUGCAGAUGCUGCAAAUCUGAAAUAAAAAUAAGAACUUCUGGAAACGCUCUGCAGAUUAAAUAACUUCUGUGGAAAAUGACACGCAGCUAACGUUUCAGGUCAAAGAUCCUUCAUCCGAAUUGGGAAGACUCAACCAGUUUCAUUUAUUUAUUUAUUGAGCUGUAUUUUGCUACGACAGGAUGUCGGAAGUUCUUCAGUCACCAGAUCAUUCAGCCAACAUUAAAUUGCCUGAGAUGUGUGCCACUGCAGACAAUAAGAAGCAAUCCCCAUAUUCAGUGGAAACUCCGUAUGGAUUCCGCCUGGAUCUGGAUUUUCUGAAGUACGUCGAUGACAUAGAGAAAGGAAAUACUAUCAGGAAGGUUCACAUACAUAAGAAGGCAAAGCAACCAAAAUACAGCACAUUGCCAAGGAAUUUCAGUGUCCCAGACACCCGGUUGUCCACGUCUGAGUCUCGGUCCUGUAGGAAGUAUGGGGACAACUGGAUGACAACUCCUUCACAGGUACCCAUGAACAGAUAUAAAGGGGCCAGUAGCCAGGAACUAUUGAGAAGUUCUCCAUGUAGCUAUGAUCCAGCUUCAUCACAACCCAACAUGUAUGAUUGCAGAUCGAAAAGAACUCCACCUGAUGCCAGGAGUAAUUUGGAGGAGAAUGGGCUAUCUCCACAAAGCUGUCUGAAACCUCCCUUUCUUCGGGCUUCCAGCAUGCCAGUUGAUUUCAAGGAGUUGAGUUUAGAAGAGCAACAUCAAAUCUUGUCCAUAUCCCAGCAGAAAUUAAAAUUAUCGGAAAAUUCUGGCUUUGGUACACCAGGCAAAGCAGUAAUGCAGGAGGGCUCCACCCCCAAUGAUGAUGCACCAGAGUUGAAUGUGACAUCGACCCAGGUUCAUCAAUUACAGAGACAAAUCAGGAUUGCUCAAGAUGCAAGCAAAGACACAGAAGAGCAAGUAAAAACUAUUUCUGAACUUAAACAACAAGUUCUUGUGUUACAGGAAGAAAAAAAACAACUCCAUAUUCAGUUGCACAAUCAGCAGAAUGCGUUGCCAACUUCAAAUUCUGUUCUAGAGGGGAAACUUGAUGCCAAUGGGGAUAACACCAACGAUGUCACUACAAGAAUUCAAUGUAGUUCUUCAGACACCCCACUUGGGGCUGAAACAGUAAGAGGACUAAAAUUAUUUCCAAGCAAAAGUGAAACCUGUGAAUUCUCUGAGUCAGACGAAACAUUUCAAAGUGAAAAAGUGAUCAACCUUGAUAACCAAAUCAAGUUGGCUUCAAAUGUUACUGUAAGUGGUAACACAAACUUUGAUUUCAGUACCCAUAAAGAAAUAUUUCAGAUCCCUCAUGCUAUAGAAGACACUGAACACAGAGUGAGUGAGGUCGGUACUCAAGUUAACAUAGAAGACUUAGGUUUGUUACCUGUAGCGCACCCCAAUGCAGUGAAACCUAAUAAAGAACCAAAUAUUAUACCAGAGAAUCAACUUAAAGGGGGAACUCAGGAACCCAAUGUAGAACAAGAAGGUAUGGUCCCUAAAGAUAAUGCGAUUUUUCCCUCCUCAAAUAAACUGGAAGAAGACUCAUCUAGGCAUUUUGAAAAGAAACACCUCCAAGACCAAACAAAGGCACACGAUACAAGAAAUCAGCCAAUAAUUAUUCAUCUGGGAGCCACUGAACAAGAACGUGAGCUCCUAGAACUAACUGAGUCAAAACCAAUGUGCAAACAUGAAAUCAAGCCAGAUCUCCGACCUGUCACCCAGUCGGUGAAUUGCGGGGAUUGUGGUGCAGACGUGAGGGACACAAUUGUAAAAGAGACGCAGAGUUUAGGGGUCAAUACAGAUCGCAUCACCGUCCGUGAUACAGCAGCUUUGGCAACUGUUGCCACGAGCGACAAAGCAACAGAUGCUACAGUCAGGAUGUGCAGCAAGGCUGUCGAGACUGAGCACGGCUCGUUCUUGCACUGCACGUGUCACGUAGUCAAUAAACUUACCAAGGUGAACAGAGAACACACUGUGGCGUGUGAUAGCAAUGCAGAGAGCGAUUCUAACAGAGUGAGAACCAUGAAGACCUGUUCUGCUGAUGGGGGCAGUGCCGUGAAAAACAAUGGGGAAGAAUAUCCAGUUGUUGGAAGCCCACAUCGUGUAUGUGAAAAAGAUGUCGAUUCCCUGCUUUCCUACCAUGCCUUUCCCCAGCCUGAAUCCCAGACAAUUUCAACAAAGCCUGAAUUAGCCCAAAGCAUUCAAAAGGUUGAGGAACUUUUGUGCAAGCAGCAAUCGUUUUUGGAGCAAAACUAUCCUGAUUUGGCCCAGAAUUUUAAAAAGCUUUGCUCGAGUAUCGGGACCCUCAGUGUUCAACUGAUCAAUUCUCUUCAGCCAUCAACCUCAUCACCUCCGACAUUUCACCCAUCAGAACAGAACUCUGAUAAAAAGGAUUGCCAACCAGAAACUGACGCUGUGCAUCAUGUCAUUCACAUGGAGCCGUCGCCAUCAUCCUCUGAACCUCUGGACUACAGGACCCAUGGCCAGCUGCAAAUGUGCAUCAGUGAUGCAGCUACGUUUCAAUCCACAUCUCUUAAAUCUAUUAUGAAAAAAAGCAGUGGAGAUAACAAAUCAGAUGGUUCACCAGCCAAAAAAAAUCUUCAGUUCAUUGGUGUGAAUGGCGGUUACGAAACCACAUCAAGUGAAAAUUCCAACUCGGAAGGCAGCUCAGAGAGCGAAUCGGAGAAGGAAGGUGUCAACGCAAGAGACCAAGUGCAACAUGCUGACAACAAAGCAGAACUAUGUCCAGAAUCAGAGAGAGCAGGACCUGAAGAGAUCCAGCAAACAGCAAGCGAUGCUGCAGCCACAAGUAUGCAAGACUGCACAAAAAGCCGUGAAUGGAACCCAAGUCUCAUUUUGGCUUGUCAAAACCUGAAGGGUCAUCUCAGUGAGCUGGAAGCCACAAAUGACAAAGGCAUGAGGCAGAAUUUGACCACAGUUCAGUGGGAAUGGUUUAGGAUUUCCAGUCAGAAAUCUGCAGCUUCUGACAGAGUUCAAGCCUUUCUCGAAAAACUCCAAGAAGUGUCACCAGAACUACUUCACUUCAUUGUGAACUUAGCAGAUGACAAUCAGAACACCGCACUCCAUUACAGUGUCUCGCACUCCAACUUCCACAUUGUGAGGCUCCUGCUGGACACAGGUGUGUGCAACGUGGACCAUCAGAACAAGGCGGGAUACACUGCGUCCAUGCUGGCUUCCUUGGCUUCUGCUGAAGCACAUGAAGAGGUGGCGGUGGUUAAGCAGCUGCUUCAUUUGGGAAAUGUCAACAUUCAAGCCAGCCAGGCAGGGCAGACUGCAUUAAUGCUGGCAGUCAGUCACGAAAGGACAGAUAUGGUCACAGCUCUACUCUCUAGUGGGGCCAACGUGAACAUUCAAGAUACUGAUGGAUCAACAGCCCUGAUGUGUGCAAGUGAGAAUGGUCAUGUGGAGAUAGUGAAACUCCUUUUGGCUCAGCCUGGAUGUAACUCUGCACUAACCGACAAAGAUGACAGCACUGCUCUGGACAUCGCUAUGCAGGCUGGACACAAGGAUAUAGCGGAACUGCUGAGAAUCCACAUGAACAGUGAAAUCUCUCACACUCCUUGAUGUACAUUCACCACUGCCUCCCUUAGUUACUCGUUAAUCGGAAACAAACAACCAUGAGACUUAUUAACAGCGGUAACACCUCAACUUUGCUACUUUAAACCAUUUAUUGGAGAAGAUUUUCAGCCCUUGGAACUAAGCUAGAGAUCCUUGCAGUUGGAGACGUAUCUCAAUUUUCCCUCAAAGUUAAAAAUUGUCAAAGACUGAUAUCUUAGCUUGAAG
This is a messenger RNA of Leucoraja erinaceus (little skate), 4030 nucleotides long. Its product is annotated as KN motif and ankyrin repeat domain-containing protein 1-like. The coding region runs from base 380 to 3811 and encodes 1143 amino acids. The transcript is spliced from 12 exons. Gene Ontology annotation, biological process: negative regulation of actin filament polymerization. Gene Ontology annotation, cellular component: cytoplasm; cytoskeleton. NCBI's taxonomy places the organism in Eukaryota, Metazoa, Chordata, Chondrichthyes, Rajiformes, Rajidae. The record is from RefSeq and is a predicted model, not a curated record. Gene Ontology annotation, molecular function: protein binding.